AUGGCUAUCAGCGAGUCCAUCAUCGUUUCCAAAUCUUUGCCUACCAUUCACCUCGAUCUCCUUCGAGCCAACAAUGUUCAGGAGAGCAAGAACUUGCUCAAUGCUUGCAGAAGCCAUGGGUUCUUCUAUCUUGAUCUGAAUAGCGACCCUGAGCUAUGCAAUCUGUGGAAGAAGAUGCUCCAGAACAUUGCGCAAUACUUCAACCAGCCUCUUGAUAUCAAGAUGCGCGAUGCUCGUGGCAGUGACAACUUUGGCUACGAGCCCAUGGGCACCGAAGCAGGCCCCAACCCCAAGACCAGAGACGGCUACGAAUCCCUCAAGUUCUCCCGCCGCGAAUUCCUCAAAGGAUCCUCCGACCUUACCACCUCCAUCCGCGCCAAGGAAGACUGCUUUUUCUCCUUCAUUGACCACGCCCACACCAUCACCCUGAUGAUCCUCUCCCGCCUCUCCACCCAACUAGGCCUAACCGGUACCUCCCGCUUCGAGGCCCACCACGCAGACCCAGGCCCAUCCCUCUCAACCCUCGGCCUGCUCCGCUACCCCAAACAUGAAGGCGCCAGCGCCACCGAGCCCCAAAACGUCGGCCACAACAAGCACACCGACGUGGGUACCCUGACUUUCCUACUCGCCGCUCAGUGGGGCCUCCAGUACCUCUCGCUUACGAGCCGCCGCUGGGAAUUCAUUGAGCCCCGAGCCGGUCACGCGAUCAUCAAUGUAGGCGACAGCCUCCGCUUCCUAUCUGGUGGCAAGCUGGCUAGCGUCGUCCACCGCGUUGUGCCGCUGCACAGGACGCAGCUUGAAGAUCGCUACAGCAUGGCGUACUUCCUCCGCAUGAACGAUGGCGGCAUCUUCAAUGAUACGUCCAGCAAGAAGUGGACUGCGAAGGAGUGGCACGAUUUCAAGUUUGGCGUCUUCAAGGAUCCUAGCACGUUGGAUGCUGAGGGCCGCUUCCUUACAGGCAUGAUGAUUGAGGAGUCGGAGGGCCCGAUUUUGGUUUCGCCAUAG
Bipolaris oryzae ATCC 44560 is the source of this 1005-nucleotide messenger RNA. RefSeq lists its product as uncharacterized. Gene Ontology annotation, molecular function: dioxygenase activity. The record is from RefSeq and is a predicted model, not a curated record. The transcript is spliced from 3 exons. The coding region runs from base 1 to 1005 and encodes 334 amino acids. Lineage: Eukaryota; Fungi; Ascomycota; Dothideomycetes; Pleosporales; Pleosporaceae.